CAAGUACAACGUAGAAAUAAAUCAAUGGGCGUAGGGCUGUGGCUUUGGCAUUAAAUUUGUAUAGUGAGAAUGGCUGCCCUUAUUUCCUUGUCUGCGGCAGGAUUAAUAGAAAAAGACAACAAUGGAGAUGUCCUGUGGACCUGGUCGUAUCCCUCCAUCUCCAGUAACAAGAAGAAGUUGCUGAUGAGGAAGUGUUGCCUUUCCCAAGAUGGGGCCAUCAUUGUUCCCUUUGUGUAUGGUCAGUAUCAAAGGGAGUGGUUUUACAUCAUGACCGUGCCAGUAGAAAAUGUAUCUGCCCUCAAAAAGGUCAAACACUUUUCCUUCAUAUUACUUGCCAAAGAUUUCAAUCCUGAAAAAUACCAAACCUUGAGUGAGAUCCUAUGUAGAGUAUACAAUACAACAGGGAAUGCUGCCACGAUCCUCAAGGGCUACUUGUCCGUCAUCACCAAAGGCACUUGCCCAAGUGAAAACAAUGGAACUUUUGUCGCCCAAGACUUUGAUGCAAAGAAGGCUUACGCAGCAGGAUGCGUAAUCGAUGUUAUCAACUCAUUUGGUCUGGAAAGCAUCCUCAUUUACACAGCUCUACUGUUAAAAAAGAAGAUUGUAGUAUAUCAUUCCAGAAUAGAAGAGGUCAUUAAAUUCAUAAGGGCAUUGCCAUGUUUAGUAUGGCAUCGGCAGAACUGGUCCAUUCUCCAUCCGUACGUACACAUGGAAGAGGAUGAAUUGGAGGAUUUAAGGACGGGGCCUGCCUAUGUUGCCGGCUUUGUAGACGCAGUUGUGGAGAACAACACUGAAUUAUACGACUUAUUUGUGAAUCUAUCAACUGAUGAAAUAACAGUAGCAACUCAUGCCAAAGAUAUGUUCACCAUGAGUAGAAUACACAAAGACAUUGCCCAGCUAAUGGUCAGGUGUGCUGGUGAUGACUCCAUGACAAACCUUCAAGUCAUCAAGGAAAUUUCAAAAAAGACUGGUGAGCUACUCAACAACUUAAAAUCUCUGUCAGAGAAUGAAGACAAUCCUAAAAUCACGCUAGAGAGACUGAAGGAGAGGAAGCUACCCCCGGCGACGGAAGGCUUCCUCUUUGGUAUAGCAGCUGCAGAAGGGCUAGUCCAGAUAUGAUCAGAUCCUGGUCCAAGUUGCAUAGAAUUUGCUGUAAUUGUAACUUUGCCAUCCUCUGGUAACUUCCGUGGAAAUAAUGAACAGCAAUCAGUUGCAUAGAAGUUACUUCAUUUGUAGAUCUUGGUCCUAUUUGACUAUGAUUGUAGAUCCUGGUCUCACUUGCAAAGAAGUUGAUUUGAUUAUAGAGCCUGGUCCCAGUUGCAAAGAAGUUGAUAUGAUUAUAGAUCCUGGUCCCAGUUGCAAAGAAGUUUUUUAUUGUAGACCCUGGUCAUAGUUUACUAUGAUUGUAGAUCCCGAUCCUAGUUGCAAAUAAGUUUAUAUGAUUGUAGAUCCUGGUCAUAGUUCCAAUGAUUGCAGAUCCUGGUCCCAGUUGCAUAGAAGUAUAACAAUGGUACAUGUGACUUUGCUACUCAAUGAUUAAACUUUCGUCUUUAUCUUUUUGGGCCACAGAAACAUGUUAUACUUCUAAAGACCAAAUUUGACAAUCUUUGCAUUUUCUUAUCCGGUGAAAUUGCUCCGACCAUUUCCAAACUCCAUGUCAAUUGUAGUGGUCAGGUUUAAGAAAAUGUACUUCCUUUUUUAUGUUAUUACAAGUAUAUUUGAUGGCAAUUUUAUGUGUAACAUACUGAAAUGACAUUUAUUUUUAAGUGAAAAGGACCAGUCAUGAUCUUUGGAUAGAGCGCAUGGAAAGAUUUUUUAUUAAGUAAGAAAAAAAGAAGAGGAGAGGUGAUCAUACAAAGUUCAUUGAAUGGCAUUGUGAUGUAGGUUAAGGACAACUAUUGCUAAUGGUAAUUCUCCUUUGUCUAAUAUUAAACUUUCAGACAUACAGACUGCAACAGAUUCAGAAUCGUGCAGCUCGUAUCACUUCAAUGGCCAGAAAAUAUGAUCAUGUGUCUCCUUUGUUCAAAGAACUUUACUGGUUUCCUUUUCGAAAAAAUAACUUAUGAUAUUGCUGUUUGUUUUCAUGUCAGGCCUUUUGUUGUAAGUACAUGCUAGCUACUCUGCUCAUUUAUAUGAAAAACAAACCAAAAUUACAUUUUUCAGGAAAGAUCUAUACGAUUUACAGUAUUCACUAGUCCCCGAUAUAGAGCAAUAUAUUUUCUGAUGUUCAAAAGGAAAGAAUUUUCUGAUGAAAAUAUCCUAGCCCAUAGUUCCCAAGUUACACAUUAUAAAAAAAAUCAUGCACAACUCCAAGAAAGAUGCAGAAAACUUUCAUUGGUUGGGAUGAUCACAUAAGAUAAUGUUAAGUUUCAGAAGUUCAAAGUCAAUAAUUAGGGCAUCAUCCCAUCCAAUAUUAUACAAAUAGCGAAUAGGCAUGAGUGCGAUGGUGCGAGAUUUCGCAUGAGGUGAAAGAAAGAUGCUCUAUUCAACGAGGCGUGAAUAGAGCGUUUCUUUCUUUCACCGAAUGCGAAAUCUCGCACCAUUGCACGAAUAAGAAUAUUCGCUAUUUGUGUUGUACAACGCCUCGGAAUUUAGCGAAACUAUGAAAAAACAAAGAGUUUAUCCCUUUAGUAAUCUAUGAAAAGGGAGCAAAAAUACCGAAAGCAGAAAGCAAAAUCCCACAAGCGCACAUGACCUUGGGCAGCCUUGCGCAUUUAGCCAGCUGGCUUAUACGCGUAUUGUUCAUUUUUACCGAGCGCGAUGAAUUAAAUCGUAUUGUGACGUCACCUCCUAAAGCCGUGCAACGGUACAUUUUGGAUGGUACGUCUUUUGUGCAACGGUACGAAUGUUUGACAUUCAGCCUCCCAUUUGCUCGCGUACAACAAGCUAAGUAGGCGUUGUACAAUGUGGCCUGUGUUAAGGGCGUAUUCUCCUACAGCUGAAUGGGAUGGAUUGUUCAAUCUGAGGGCUUUGUGUUCCUUCAGUCGUUCAUUCAGAGUUCUGUGUGUUUCUCCAACCUAACAAUUGGCACAAUCUGUGCAGGUGAUCUUCUUAACACUACCCGACCUUUCUUCUUUUGGAACUUGGCCUUAUGGAUGGACCAUCCUGCUUCUAAAGGUGUUAGGGCUUUUGAAAGCAAUAGUGAUGUCCUUGUUUUGGAAUGCUCUUUUCACACGAGAGGAUAUGCUGUAAAAAACUCCAAGAAAAUCGUAUUUCCAUCUUAGCAUUUUGCUUUUGCUUAUUAGAAUCAGUUAUGUCUGUAAUUUUGUUAGUGAUAAAACUCAGUUGGCCCGUAUUCUGAACUCUGGUUUCAUUCAAACUUUGUUCUAAAGUUGUGGUUUAACUAUGGAGAGCCAACUGUGACAGAAAAUCAUCUCAUCCCAAACUCUGGUCAGUCAUAAAUGUGUAUGAAUAAUAACUGAAUUAGUUUUCUUCCCCAUUGUAGCAUAAUUUGAGCAGAGUUAGACCAUGGCCCUUAUUAAACCAGAUUUCAGGAUAAGGGCCAAUGUGAAAUUUGCCCUUGUGUCCUAAAGAGUGGUUGAAUGAACAUGAAGGCUUCUAUUGUACAGAGAAUUUCUGAGCGAGACAAAUUAAUUCAUUAAUUAAUUCAUUAAGAUUUAUUGAGUACCAGACUAUUAGCAAUUUGUUCAAAUCAUACAGGAUUGUAUACAUUCAAAGUGAGAGUUUGGAUUACAGUAAAAAGGGAGAGUCAGGCUUACUCAGGCAAACCUAAAUAUCAACUUAAAACUGGUAAAUAAUGCAUGUUUUGCAUUUAGUCUGAAAAUUCUUUUAAUUCUUUUAAGGCUCUGUCAUAUCGUUCCAUGCAAGCCUUGCAUGUGACCGUUAUUGCUACCCACAGGUCGCCGGCAUUGACAGUUUCGCACGUUUCUCACACAGUUACCUGCAGAAGUGCACGCAAGUCUGAUUUGCACGUAGAAAAGUUUUGAAUUUUGUUGCGGGUGAUUGCCCACAACCCGGCCACAAGGCUUGCACAGAACAAUAUGACAGGGAAUUCAAAUUUUAUUUUAUGACUUUAUGCAGACUUGAUAAUCUGUCCCAUUUCAGACAAUAAAAUUGGAAAAGGUGAUAUCUCCUUCAUAGUUUAUAUAAUAGACAAAUUCAUUUAUAGCUAAUACAUGUAGCAAAUAGAUAACUUUAUUUUACUCAAGUACCGAUACAAUAUAUUAAUGAAAGGAACGCAAUAUCAUGUAUGUUCUUAAGAAUUCUUAUCUGCCAUUCAUUUGGCACAAUAUUGGUUAUCGAAUUUUGUUUUGAGAUACAUGCUUCGCAAUAAGAUUAAUGACUAUAUCAUGAAUAUUCCAAUGUAGAUUAUUUAGUUAAAAAAAAAAGAGUGAUAUGUCUGUGUUUUCACAAUGUACAAAAGAAUUUAUAUAUUCUGUAAAUAAAUAUAAAUUUCAUAUGAAUUCCA
Messenger RNA from Lytechinus pictus (painted urchin), 4429 nucleotides. Its product is annotated as DENN domain-containing protein 10-like. Gene Ontology annotation, cellular component: late endosome. Gene Ontology annotation, molecular function: small GTPase binding; guanyl-nucleotide exchange factor activity. Gene Ontology annotation, biological process: protein transport; regulation of early endosome to late endosome transport. The coding region runs from base 70 to 1119 and encodes 349 amino acids. The record is from RefSeq and is a predicted model, not a curated record. The transcript has 7 exons. NCBI's taxonomy places the organism in Eukaryota, Metazoa, Echinodermata, Echinoidea, Temnopleuroida, Toxopneustidae.